Sclerotinia sclerotiorum 1980 UF-70 is the source of this 213-nucleotide messenger RNA. RefSeq lists its product with no specific name. Bases 1 to 213 code for a protein of 70 amino acids. NCBI's taxonomy places the organism in Eukaryota, Fungi, Ascomycota, Leotiomycetes, Helotiales, Sclerotiniaceae. The transcript has a single exon. The record is from RefSeq and is a predicted model, not a curated record.
AUGUGCAAAUCCACCAAAACCAUCUUCACCUGCACACACUACAGUUUCUGGGUGAAAAGAUGUAGCCCCAAGAUGCAACCCACCCACUGUCCACACUACCAUCAAGAAACCAUUCAUUCGGAUACGGUAUGCGGUGGAUGUAAGGAGAAGGCCGAUCUGGAAAGAGAUCUUUAUCAGAAGAUUUAUCAGCUUGCGUUUCAGAGAAAAGGAUGA